Molecule: messenger RNA, 3118 nt
Organism: Sphaerodactylus townsendi
Lineage: Eukaryota; Metazoa; Chordata; Lepidosauria; Squamata; Sphaerodactylidae
Product: zinc finger and SCAN domain-containing protein 16-like
Exons: 4
Coding region: 173-1672 (499 amino acids)
Biological process (GO): regulation of transcription by RNA polymerase II
Molecular function (GO): DNA-binding transcription factor activity, RNA polymerase II-specific; RNA polymerase II cis-regulatory region sequence-specific DNA binding
Source: RefSeq, a predicted model, not a curated record
CUAUGUUUAUGGGACGGUUUGCCAUCACCUUCCCCAGUCAUCCUCACUUUACCUCCAGCAAGAGAAAAGCCUAUUGUGCCAGUUCUGAGUGCCAAAAGCAUAUUAACGUUUGGUUCUCCAUCAGAGGUAUUCUCCAUCAGAGGUAAUUACUGUGGGAUCACGGGAGAUCAUAAUGGACGACCAGUGCUCAGCAGGCUCCAUACUGGUGGAGGAUUUGCAAGGAGUAAGACAAGCCCCACUUGGUCAACAAGCCGGGAGUAUCUUGCAAAGGUUACCAGCGCAAGCGGUGAAACAAGAGCCCUGUGAAGGACUGCUCCAGCACUGGGAAACACAACUUCAGGAAUUCCUGAAGAAAGUGGAGGCCCCUCAGUCAGUUUGGGGGGCUUCACAAUUAUCAGAGGAUCCUGCCCCUUGGGAUGACACCAAGGCCUUUUUGGCUUCCUUUGAGCAAGUGGCCAAAGCCUGCCAGUGGCCCAAGGACGAAUGGGUGGCCCGACUCCUGCCAGCCCUGAGUGGUGAAGCUGAACAGGCCUUUAACAGGCUGGAGUCCAGAGAUCAAGAAGAUUACCAUAAAGUAAAGGUGGCCAUCUUGAGAGGGGACACUAUGAAGAGGGAGAAGAUUCGACAACACUUUCGGAACUUCUGCUAUCAGGAGGCUGAGGGGCCAAGAGGGGCAUACAGUCAGCUGCAAGAACUUUGCUGCCAAUGGCUGAAAUUUGAUCAACACUCCAAGGAACAAAUCUUGGAACUACUGAUCUUAGAGCAGCUGCUGACAAUCCUCCCACCGGAGAUCCAAAGAUGGGCCAGAGAACAUGGGCCGGAGACUUGCUCCCAGGUGGUGACUCUGGCUGAGGAGUUCCUGCUGAGGCAGCAAGAGGCUCAGAGUUGGGAGAAAGAGGUCAUGACCCCAUGUAAGCAGACAGUUCUGAGUGUCCCUGGGGCAGGCCAGGCUCUCUCUGAUCCAGAACAGGGGCAGCUGUGCCCCAAAACCAAGCAGGAAGAGGAUGAGGGAGGUGCCCUGUUGGGCGAAAGAUGGACAAGCAUAGAAGAAACGGAGAGCAAUACAGUAGAAGAUUCAGAGCAAGAGGGAACAUUUGGAAUGUCAGUGUGGAAAGCAGAAGAUAUAAUUUCUCAGCCUUCUGAGCAGGAAGCUGCUGAAAAUCAGCAAGGACCAGAGUGGCAUCAAGAUGUUCAUCAAGGAGCAAGAGAGGAGGAAUUUCUAAGUUGUGAGUCUGGUUCCAAGGAUAUCAGAAAAACUCCCGUCCAGCAACUCCUCCUCAGUGGGAAGGGGCAAAAGGUUUACAGUGUUUGUGGGAAAGGCUUCAGCUGGGGUACAGGCUACAUGGAACGCAGGAGGAGGAAUGCAGGAGGGAACCCUUACAAAUGUUCAGUGUGUGGGAAAUGCUUUCUUUACUGGUCAAAGUUUGUCCGACAUCAGAGGACGCACACUGGAGAGAAGCCGCACAAAUGCCUGAUCUGUGGGAGAAGUUUCGGCAGCAAUUCAAACCUUAUUCGGCAUCAGAAAACCCACACAGGGGAGAAACCGUACGAAUGCUCAGACUGUGGGAAAAGCUUCACAGAGAGAGCAAGUGUGAACAGGCACCGUCUUAUGCACACAAGUGAGAGAUCUGAUCCAAAUGUAGAACAGGGACAAAGUUCACCUGUGAACUGAAGACUUGAGAGAUGUCACAAAAUAUGCAGUUUUGUAUUGUAGUCCAAACGUGCAUUUUGCAGGGAGAGCAAAAGGUGAAGGUAAAGAGGACUCUAACAUCAUUUUUCAUUUUUUCAUCUGCUUUUCCCUUCAUCUGUCAACUUUUAAAACACAAUUGACAUAGCUGCACCUAGGUAACCCCACGUGCCCACCUGAGCAAAAACUUACUUACCAUUAGGGGUAUGCACCAUUUUUCCUUGGUAUUAUUUGGGUUUGGUUUUGAUAGUCUCAGAAAUUUUUGGAAAAGCUUAGUCCCAAUACCAGCUUUUCCCAGGAAUCUGACAUUUUUGGGGUUCAUUAAACCCUCCAAAAUUCCAUCUACCUGUGAACUCCACAUGGACUUGGAGAUGGCAGGUGGUGCAGAUCUGAAUGCUGGGCUUGACUUGGCUAGAACCAGCAUUCAGCUCUGUGCUGCUGCCAAACUCCACAUGGGUCUGCUACCUCUGACACACGUGGAGUUCUGAGGCAGCAGGGGUGAGUCCAGCAUUCAGCUCUGUCUACCUGCUGCUUCCAAACCCGUAUGGAGUUUGAAUGUGGCACAGAGCUUAAUGCAGCUCUGCGCUGCCUGCUGCCUCUAAGUCACAGCCAGCAGGUCAGUGCAGGGGCAUAUCUUGGGGAUGCAGGAGGGGUUGAGCAACCCAGGUGCCAUGCCCCUAGGUCACAUUGGAGUGCUCUUGGUCACCCCUUCUCACUGCAGGCCAGAAGGGUAAGCAGGGGCCAGGCUGGGCAGCCCCUGCUGUUGCUCCCCGAAGAAUGCAAGCUCGAGCAGGCCCCUUUCCUGCUCCUGGUGUGAGCGAUGGCAGCUCUUUGUGGGGUGAGUGGACCCGGGGCGGAUGGUUGUGCCUUUCCAUACAGAAUGCCAACUCGCUGGGCUGCAGGUGGGAGAGGAUAUGCUGGGAGGCACAGGAAGAAGUGCAUUUCGGGGAUGACAGAUGGAAAGAUUUGGUGAGGAGAUGGUGGGAACAGCCUUAUUCCCCCCCCCCCCGACCCACUAUGGUUUUGUCUCUAUCUCCCUCUUUUUCUCUCUUUCUCUUUUUCUGUCUCUGUUUCUCUUCCUUUUUCACACUUUCUCUCCUUAUUUCUCUCUCCCUUUUUUCUGUCUGUCCCUCUUUCUCUCUCUUUCCCUCCUUUUUUGUUUCUUUUUCUCUCCUCCCCCCUCUCUUUCUGUCUCUUCUGAGCAGGAGUAGCUCUGGUGACUGGUGGCUGGGAGAGUGGGGAGGGGAGGUUCUGGUUCUCCUCCAUGUGGGGGUACAGGAAGGGCCGAGUAGCCACAUAGAUCCCCUCGCUGGCAAAUGCUCAUGGGGGGAUUGUUUGCCAUUUUUUCCCCAUGUUCAGCUUUGCUGGUUGCAUAUUCUAGUUCCCACUGUGCCUAGCUGCCAUAUGAAAAUAAACUGUUGUUUUAUUACA